AUGCCCUUGGGCAUGUUCCAAUUACCUGAUUUACCUCCAAAGACGACAACUUUGAUGACACAAAAUGGUUGGCAUAACGGGAGGAGAGAAGAGAUUGGAAAGUUGAGUGCUUUCAGGACUUCAUUUGGCGGACAAGUUUUGUGUAAUCCAAGUUUCUGUGGGACACAAAUAGCUAUUAACAACCAUGGAAACCGUUUAGUUGUUAACCCUUCUAUGGCUCUUAUAGUAGAACCAGAUUAUAGGAUUCCAAUUGUGCUACUUGGAGUUGCUGGUGGGUUGGCCUAUACAGAGAAUUUGGUAUCUGCAGUUCCUGUUGGCCUUCUUGGAUUGCUUCUCUUGGUUCAGGCCACUAGAGUGAGAUUCGUCUUUGGUGAUGAGGCUCUGGAAGUAAGGAUAGGUGACCAGCUUGAGGAAUCAGGAGAAAAUGCAUUUGUGGGAGGAAAAAACCGCUGGAAGUACUCAACAUUUAUUAAUUGGGAAUUCUGGUGGCCUAACUUCCCUAAUUUUAGUCUACUUCAAGGAGACACAAACAAAGCCUGAGGGACAAAUUCAUUUCUUCCCAAUAAUCUUAAUGGGAAGCAGCUUUAUGAUGUUAUGGUGGAAAGAGCAGGACCUUCAAAAAGUAGUGGUCCAAAAGAAUCCUAAAGAGCUAGCUGUGUGAUUAGAUCCUCAGGUAUCAAUCCCAUAUUCUGUAUUUAUUACCACAAAGCUGUAGUUACCAAAUUGGUUUGCCACAACCCACAAGUUACAUGGCACUUGUGAAAAUGUAAAACAUGUUAUUUAUCAACAGAAUUUUUGUAUAUGUAGCAUCUAUGCCUGCACAAAAUGGUAUUUGAUCAUGACACCAUAGAACAAAAGGGUUCUAAAAUUUCCUAAGAGUAAAUGUUUUUAAAAUUAGGAUGCCUCGGAAACCAUAGAAAUCUUAUGGUGAGUAUGGUCCUUGUAAAAAGGCUUCUGAAGAUAAGAAUAUUGGUGUUUGUAUUGCAAAUAUCAAGAGUUCCUGUUACUCCUGCACAUUGCUCUCUGUUGAUUCAAAUUGCACACAAAUUGAAGCUAAAGAAUUCAUUCAAUGUUGACCAAGAAGAUAAAAUUCGUCCAAUAAUAUUCUGGAGUCUUGUUGGAACAUGUGGAUACUUUCGGUUUCCAUUGAUAUUGAUCAAUUGUAUUUGGCUAUUUGCCAUCAUAGAAGGUGUAUCGAAUAACGUACACAAUACCUAUGUAUAUAGAUUCUGU
This is a messenger RNA of Arachis duranensis, 1233 nucleotides long. RefSeq lists its product as uncharacterized. The coding region runs from base 1 to 540 and encodes 179 amino acids. The record is from RefSeq and is a predicted model, not a curated record. The transcript has 8 exons. Lineage: Eukaryota; Viridiplantae; Streptophyta; Magnoliopsida; Fabales; Fabaceae.